AAUAUACUCACUUUUUUGGCCCACAUUAAUGUACAAAUAUAUGCAUUUGUCAUCUCAUAGUUUCUAGCUUUUGUAGUCAAUCAUUCAUUCACAAAAAAUACAAAAACAUUAUGGGGAUGGUCAUGAGUUACAUGGGAGGAACAGGUGAGGGAAUAGCCUCCCAAACUUUAAGUUUUGUAUCUGGAGCAUUGUAUGAUCAAUUUAUGAAGAAAGAAAUCAAAAACUUUGAUGCCUUCCACACUGCAAUUCUUGAUAUCUUCAACACUAUCAACAUGGCCUUGCCUGGUAAGCAUUAUGAUGCACCAUCAAACAAGGAAAUUGAGGACUUUUUUAAACUAUGGCAUAAAUCAGAGGAAGAAGACAAGAACAAAAUUUUCACUGAUUUCAUGAUUAAGAAUGUGAAUAUCAGUAAAGUCGAUGAUUCUAUGAUGAUCACCGGAAUCGUUGCACCUCCGGCAGCUAUGGUAGCUAAAAGAUCAGGACAAUCUUUGCCUCAGCUGAGUCUCAUGAAAUCCAUACCUGAUGUUAUCUUUGUCCCAACCGCUACGAUUUUGGCUCUCAUUGCUGUUAAAGUUACCAAGAGAAUGACAUUGAAGAAAUUGAAUCCUGUUUAAUUUUCAAUCCUUGUGUAAUAGAAUGACUAAUCAUCAUCGCUUGUGAUUGUGCAAUACUAUGCGUGAAACUCGCGUCACGAGUGAAUGUUUCGUGUCAUUCUUGUCACGUUAGAGUAACGUGACCAAAAUGUUACUUUACUCAAACUUUAUAUUGAAAAUUUAAAUGAA
Lathyrus oleraceus (garden pea) is the source of this 782-nucleotide messenger RNA. RefSeq lists its product as uncharacterized. Bases 111 to 614 code for a protein of 167 amino acids. NCBI's taxonomy places the organism in Eukaryota, Viridiplantae, Streptophyta, Magnoliopsida, Fabales, Fabaceae. The record is from RefSeq and is a predicted model, not a curated record. The transcript is spliced from 4 exons.